This is a messenger RNA of Cetraspora pellucida, 1151 nucleotides long. The record is from the annotation of a GenBank genome assembly. Lineage: Eukaryota; Fungi; Glomeromycota; Glomeromycetes; Diversisporales; Gigasporaceae.
AUAACUUACCAUCGUCGUCAACAUCAACAACUACAACCUCUGAUAGGACAUUAUUUCCGUCAAAUGGACCUGAUAGUUUUGAGGGACCGGAGAAAUUGCUUGAAAUUUGGUUUGAACCUUCACUAGAUUAUAUAGUUAAGGGUGAUACAUCGACGAACAUUGGAUUACGCUCUGUUGAUAGAAAAAUAUGGGAUGAUAUGUUAAAUAUUGUUAAGUGUAAAAUAAUAAACAUGAUUGAAAAUGACCAUGUGGAUGCUUAUCUAUUAAGCGAAUCUUCAAUGUUUGUAUAUCAACACAAAAUUAUUCUGAAAACGUGUGGAACAACAACUCUUCUCGUGGCUAUACCUCGUCUUUUGGAAAUCGCAUCCGAGUAUUGUCAAUUUCAUAGGGUUUGGAGAGUAUUUUAUUCUCGGAAGAGUUUUAUGUUUCCUGAACGGCAAUUACAUCCGCAUAAUGAUUGGAAAGAUGAGGUUGCUUACUUGGAACAACUUUUCGAUAAUGGCAGUGCUUAUACGGUUGGAAGGGUCAAUGGCGAUCAUUGGUUCUUGUAUUUGACGUCACCACAAAAUGACAUCAUUUCCGAUAACGACAAUAUUUCAUCACGAUUAGACGUUAAUGUUGAAGAUCAAUGUGCAACUAACGACUUGGACGAUCAGACAGUCGAAGUAUUAAUGACUGAACUAAGUCCAAAAAAGAUGAAAAAAUUUUAUUGUAACAAUACGGAUAAUGAUUCAGGAACCGAAGGUGGUGCACGAGUAGACAGAGAAACAGGUUUGAAAAAUCUUUAUCCCUCGGCAAAAUUGGAUUCUUUCCUAUUCAAACCUUGUGGAUAUUCGGCGAAUGGCUUGCUUGAAGAUAGCUAUUUUACUAUCCAUGUUACCCCUGAACAAAGUUGUUCUUAUGCGUCAUUUGAAACCAAUAUUCCGUUAGCACAUGGAACUAUUUCCGAGAUCAUUAACCAAAUGAUAUCUAUUUUUGAACCUGGUAAAUUCAGUGUAACCGUUUUUAAGACUCAAGGAUGUAACGUUGACAAAAAGCAUCUUGUCAAUUCUUUGAGUAAUAUUGAAGGCUAUGUUCGUAGAGACAGGAUUCUUUACGAUUUUGAUGGUUAUGAUUUGGUCUUUGGACAUUUUGAAAAACGAGACAUGUGA